Molecule: messenger RNA, 1005 nt
Organism: Aspergillus tubingensis
Lineage: Eukaryota; Fungi; Ascomycota; Eurotiomycetes; Eurotiales; Aspergillaceae
Product: DNA/RNA non-specific endonuclease
Exons: 1
Coding region: 1-1005 (334 amino acids)
Biological process (GO): apoptotic DNA fragmentation
Cellular component (GO): mitochondrial inner membrane; nucleus
Molecular function (GO): RNA endonuclease activity; metal ion binding; single-stranded DNA endonuclease activity
Source: RefSeq, a predicted model, not a curated record
AUGUCCAAGGCCACCUUCGCGGCCAUCGCCGCCGCCAGUGCCGCCACGGGCGCCGGUCUGACGGCUCUCUUCUACUCUCCUCGACCCCAACCACAACAGCAGCAACCACUCCCCCAACAACAACUUCCUCCUCACCCUCCGACCACCACCACCUCCAAACUCCCCGCCCCUCAACCCGCCGCUCCCUCUCUCGCCCCCAAACCCACCCCAACCAGCGGCUCCCCCGUCGACCCAGCCGGCAUCUACCAAUAUGGCUUUCCCGGUCCGGUAGCCGACACUCUCCUCUCGGCGCCCCUAGCCGGCGCCUACGACCGUCGCACACGCAACCCAUCCUGGGUGGCCGAACACAUCACCCCGCAGUCCCUGGCACAAAAGAACGCGGACCGCAAGGGCAGCACAUUCUUCGAAGACACGACGAUCCCGCCGCUAUUCCGCGCCAAACUGUCCGACUACUUCCGCUCCGGCUACGACCGCGGCCACCAGGUGCCCGCCGCGGACGCCAAAUGGUCGCAGGACGCCAUGGACGCGACCUUCGCGCUGUCGAACAUGUGUCCGCAGGUCGGCGAGGGAUUCAACCGCGACUACUGGGCCCACUUUGAGGAGUUCUGCCGUGACUUGACGAAGAAGUACCCCUCUGUGCGCGUGGUAACUGGUCCUCUUUACUUGCCUCACCGCGAUCAGGAUGGAAAGUGGCGUGUCUCGUAUGAGGUUAUUGGAAACCCGCCGAAUGUUGCUGUCCCGACCCACUUCUAUAAGGUCGUGUAUGCGGAGGAGGGUCCCGCGACGGCGGGUAAGGUUGCGCUGGGUGCGUUUGUGCUCCCUAAUGCUAGGAUCUCGAAUGAUAAGCGCUUGACGGAGUUUGAGGUGCCGCUUGAGGCGGUCGAGCGGGCUAGUGGUCUGGAGUUUGCGGCCAAGUUGGAUGCUGGACGCAGGAAGAGGCUGUGUCAGGAGGUGAAGUGUGAUGUUGUUGUGAGGGAGUUCAACAAUGCCAGCAAGAAGAAAUAG